UUUCGCUAGAAAAGAACGUUUAAUGGGUAAAUAUAUAAACUUUUCGAAAUUGCGACGCCAUAUAGGUACUUUGGUGUCGUUAAGAUGUCGCGUCUUUUAGCUAUCGUUGCAUCGUUCCUGAUUUGCGGCGGCGCAGUAAGCGGACAAAUAGACCUGAUGAGUAAAGUCCGCAGCGAUGCCGUCGAAAAAUGCCUGAAGGAUACCGGCGUGAGUUUAAAGGACCUGCUCAAUUUCCAGGAAAUGAGCUCGUUGGGUGAAAAGGAGAUGUGCUUCGCAAAAUGUCUAUCGGAGACUAUGGGCCUACUCGGGGCAGAUGGGGAGUUAAAUUUUGACGAGAUUAAGGCCAUUAUUCCUGCCGGUAUAGAUGCGGAAGUGGAAAAGAAAGGUGAAGAAUGCGCGAGGGCCGUAGGAAAAAUAUCGUCGUGCGCCGACAUGGGUAAACUUUUCCAAUGUUAUCCCCAAUAAUAAAGCUAUCGUUCCGGACUUGUAUUUUUCGGUUACUGUAUACGGACUAAGUAGAAAUAAAGGUCUAACCGAAUAUUGUA
This is a messenger RNA of Cylas formicarius (sweet potato weevil), 545 nucleotides long. RefSeq lists its product as uncharacterized. Bases 85 to 465 code for a protein of 126 amino acids. The record is from RefSeq and is a predicted model, not a curated record. Gene Ontology annotation, molecular function: odorant binding. The transcript has 3 exons. NCBI's taxonomy places the organism in Eukaryota, Metazoa, Arthropoda, Insecta, Coleoptera, Brentidae.